AGUACCAUGUGUAUCCGAAGCCCGAAGCGGGCAUCACUAGCGCGUACAGCUAAGUGUGUAGUGCAUUGCCGUCGCCGUGAGCUCCGCUCCACGCUCGGCGCUCCGCGAAGGAUCGAGAGCCGCGCGUCAGUUGGACACCCGAAACGACCAUGAGAAAACUUUUUUAUUUUCUCAUGCUAUUUACCUCAAAACUCGGCGGCGACGAUAAGCGGUAGCAUUGCGCGUUAAAAAACCUCGUUUUCACUCUAAACUUCUCCACUGUGAAUAAUAAAAUCGUCAGUGAAAUCGGAGGUCGAGUUAAAUACUAAUACGAAAGAAUAGACACGGAUACAGCCGAGUUCUAACUGUUAGAAAAUUUAAAAAAAAGUGUACGCUUCGUGAUUUCGACGUAGUGAACGAAGAAAAGACGAACGAAUGGCCAACUCGAACGUUGUACGACGACGGCGUUUGCGAACGCGUAUCCUGACAAAAGUGAGAUUUGUGACGCCCUCAACGAGCUCCAGACAUCGUUAUAAAAUAAAACAGUUUUAAUUACGAUUUUCGUGCUUUUUAUCGUGUAAUUAGUGAAUUAUUAUUUCAUCAUUGGUCUUAUUAUUUUUUUUUCUUCUAUUCGACAAACGUAAUAUUUUUCAAAUGCGAUGUCGACGCACUUGAUACGCGAUCACUGCGCACGCACGAAUCUCCAAUAAAUGCGUUUACCUGGAGAUGGAUUAUAAGAUUAUAAGUGUCCCCUCAUUUUUAGACUGAAUUUUCAACGUUUAUAAUCACGCACGCCAAAAGACUUUAAAGCCGGGCCAAAGAGACUAACGAGCAAAAAACAGAAUGAGUGAAAAAAACGAGUUUGAGAAGGCGAGGAUAACGGAGCGCGUUAAUCCUAAACUGUACCAAAGAUUCGGCGCAAUAGUCCUCAAAUGAUCGAAUAUCGAAUCGCAAUAUACCCGGAAGUUGGAGAAAAGCGGAAGAAAGAAGGAGGGGGAAGUGUCGACGAAAUGAAAUUCAAUAAGAAAAGUGUCGCUGCGGACGCGAGGAUGGACGUGACGCCGGACCGAGCGAAUUGGAGGGCCACGAGUUUCAAAAGGUCCAAAUCCUUUCGAGCGUCCUCGAGAUUCAUCUCGAAAAUCCGUAGUCAAACGAAUGUGCGUGGCAGAGCCGCCGGGGUCGACGUCGAAUCGUCGGGGCGCCAGCCGGACCCGGUGGCGCGGUCGAAAAGUACAAAUGUCAAGGUCAUCGAAGAUGCUGAUUUUAUGGAAAAGCUCCGCAGGGACAACGGAACCAAAGAGACGACGGACAUUCGUGGGAUAGUUAAAGACGUGAAGAAUAAAUUAUCGAUAACGAUGAGAGCGAGGCGGAAAAAAGGAGGGAGUGAAAACCCGACGUGGCUCGACGGACGUCCGACGUCCAACGGGCUCGAGGACAGACUCGACAGCGCAAACGCCCAACGCGAUCGAGCUUUCUCCACCACGAUGAACGAAUUUAAUUCCUACGAGAAUCCGACCUUCGACCAUUCCUUCGACGACUCGAUAUCCGGGUGCCUCUACAAAAGUCACCCGGACCCUUGCCGGAGGGACGAAGACCGAGGGGAAAUCGGCAAUGACGCGACGACGAGGAACGACGCUGCGGAAAAAAUGGUCACGAUACUCGUCGGCAAUGACCAAGGGCCCGCGGCUCGACCGGAGCCUCCGAACGAAAGAUACGAAGGUUCGAAGACCCGGUGUCACGAGGCUUUCGUGACGAGCGAAGAAGCCUCGCGCGAUCAAGUCUUAGCUACGAAAAUUACGAAUAAUACAGCCUCCUGGUUGGCCAGUCGAGGAUCGAGCUUUCGAUUCAAAUCCAAUUACGUAUGUGCCGGCGAGAGCGUCGGAUUAUUGGCCGGUCGUGCCACUUCCGUGGCGAAAUCCCACACGUUCCAAGGUAUGGAGUUCCUCGAGGGCUUCGGCAAGAAGAAACAACACCAAGCGAGCAACAAUUUGCCCUCAAACAUCAAUCCCCUGACCGCGCAAGCUUCCCUCAAUAUUCACGUUCAUGCUUUAUUCUCUGCGGUGGAGCACGGCCACCUUGACAAGGCUAGAACAAUACUGGAGUCGACGGACGUCGACGUAAACAGCGUUAACAGCGAUGGAUUAUCGGCUCUGGAUGUCGCAGUUCUCGGUAGCAAUAGAUCGUUGGCUAAGAUGCUCGUGGCUUUUGGUGCUCAGGAAGGCAACCGGUUUACGUCUCCGGAAAGUUUGGGCAGUAAUCUGGCCGCUCUUCUAUCGACAGCCGAACAAAGAGUUCAGGAGCUCGGUGGUACAACGUCGGGAAAUUCAAUUAUCGAAACGGCGAGCUGCCGUAAUGAUUUCACAACGCCUCACAAUAGUCUAGCACGAUGUGCCGAUACCACCGACGAGAAACAGCUCGCUCUCUGGGAAAGACGAGUCCGUGCACUUAGGAAAAUGUUGCUUGGAUUCGAUCAAGCUCGGCCUCCGGAUAUACCGUUGUCGGCGAUGCUCGAUGUUACGGGAACGACAUCGGUUGUGUUGAAAUUCCAAGAAUCCGAAAUACACGAUUCGUCGAUCUGUACAAAAAUCAAAGUACAAUGGAGCACCGACGAGGAUUUCGCAAACAUUUGUGGCGAGAGACUAGUGAUGGAUAUGAAACAACGAGAAUGUCGAGUAGACAGACUGGCUCAAGGGCAGAGAUAUCAUUUUCGCGUCGCUGCUGGAAAUAUUAAAGGAUGGAGUCGAUUCGUUCACUCGACACCGGCGUACGUUACACCGAGCAGUUGGCAAGAUCUCGAGGGUAAGUCGCCACGCUAUCUGGAUCGAUUAGAACAAUUGGAGAGCUUAUUCGCGUCAAUACGUCGCCCGGAGUACAGCAAUGAAACGCCCGCUUUGCAGCGACGCAAUCAAAAGAAAAAGACGACGACGAUCAAACAAUUGUUUAGUGCAACGAGUAAAUUUCAAAAGAGUUUGAGACGCGGGAUUUUCCUCGCUUGUUUGCUCUAUCACGAGGACAAGAUACUAGUGACGAGCGAAGAUUUUUUGCCCGUUAUCGAGAUCGAUGAGACUUACACACCGAGCUGUUUGUACAACGAUUUUCACUGGUUCAUGAAAGUUUCAUGUACGUGGGACGAUGUGAAAUCAUUGAGGCAAGAUAUGGAGAAGUGUAGCGGAAGUUCGUCCAAUCAUACGAGAAUGAAACUCCUUCAAGCCUCGAGUCAAAUGCAAGCGGCACUUUCCAUUCAAGACCUCGGGCAGAUUUAUCACAAACCAUUGAAAGAUGCUCAAGGCACGAUCGUCAUAUCGAUCGUAAAUUGCGUGAAAAAUCCUAAAUCUAUAUCUCUCCUCAACAGUCGAUGGAUACCUCUCAACAAAGUUAUCAAAAAGACUAUUUCUCAGGAGAAUAACAACGUCGCCGAUAUUCUUAUGAGUAGUAUACAGAGUCAAAUGACUUAUCAUCAAUUGAGCAGUAUUAAAUUAACGAAAGGACUCUAUCUCGGUUAUCUGAAGAUGCAGAGCAACGUCGAUAAUGUUCAAGUUUUCGUACCCUCCAAAGCACCAAACGUAUUGCCACAUUCCAAGAUUCGGGACAAUCCUCAUGUCUCAGCGGAAGAAUGGGAGUAUUUGAAGAAAAUAACGAGGAUUCCAUCGAGCGAUUUGUCACAGAAUAAAAUAGAGGAGAAAGAGAAUGCAACGAACGAGGGAACGGAGCAACAGAAACUAUUCGUCGAGCUUGUCUCAGCGACGUCGAGGCGUUUAUUUUCCUAUAUGAAUAUAAGCAGCGAAGAAUCGGAAAAUCAUCGAUUGUACGAUUCGGAAGUGAUUGAACUGACGAAUCAGGUGUCGCUCAUAGUAAUCGUGCCGCCCGCUGACAAUGCGUGUUCGGUGCCGGGAACACGAGAAACUUUGCUUCAACGGGAGGAUUUAUUGUUGCUGCCGAUACAAGUUUUCGAGAUGUUGCAUCUUGCGACGUACCAGAAAAAUUUGCUCAAUCUUUACUCGAGAUUGAGUUGCAUACUGGAAUUGGAUACGGCCCUGGCGCAACAAAAUCAUCGCGAGGCUUUCAGCUCGUCCGAAGUUAGUGUCGCUAAAGAGAGGCUAACGAAACUUCAGGAUCUUCAAUCCCAAACGAAUACGGUGUGGAAAAGAGCGAGGUGGCUCAUCGAUUUGAUCACGUUCGCUCGUGAUCGAGGAGGAGGACCUACCGGGCACUUGGCGAUUCCACCGACGGGGAUAUCGAUGAAGUAUUUGUUGGGAAUAGAAGUGAGCAGAAGUAAAAGCAAUCAAGCCAAUGGUAGUAACAAUAACAACAAUGGCAACAACCUCAGCAAUGGACACAGCCUGAAAAGAAGUUCGGUCCAGUUACCACCGAGGGAUCCAAAACUCGUCAAAUCGAGUCCUGGACGCGGUAGCUGGCCAGGGCUCAAUUUAUCCUCGAAUUCGGUAAUUUCCUCAAAUCUACUGUCCACCGAGUUGAGUAAAAGCGAGCAACAAUUACCUCACGAUGGUGCAACCGGUCAGUACACACGAAAAGGCAGCUACGACGGAACCAAUUUUUCCAACGAUCCACCCUCCUCGAGAUUCAACUCGAAUUCCGAAAAUCUUGAAUCGAACAGCCUCUCGCCCAUCGUGAAAUCGGAGGACACGAUUUUACUCACCAAGUACAAGCACAGCCCGAGGAAUCGUCUCGUCAAUUCGUUGACUCUCGUCUCCGGGAAUACGACGACUUCAUCGAAUAUCAAUAAUUUCGGUCGGGGCGUCCUCGCUCUCGCCUCCUCCGCAUCGAACAUCACGACUACCGUUUCCUUGAAAAAUAACGACGAUUAUAAUUAUGCUAAUGCGAAUAUUGCACUAGGCAAAACAAAGUCCGUCAAACCCACGGCCAGUGUCGCUGCUGUAGCUACUCCGAGUAUCGAUUCUCAAAUCGAUCGGAAAAAAGACGACGCUACUGUGAUGCCGGCACCACUCCCUGGCAUUUUACAGGUUUACGCGGCUUAUGAGACCGGUCUGGCAUCGGGUACUAGUCUAAAGCUUCACGUCACACCGAGAACAACGGCGCGAGAGGUGGUCGAUCUCGUGGUGAAGCAAUUGAACAUGGCAGUUGUUCUGAAGGGUCAGGAAGGCCCGAUUUACACGUCCGACGAAUUGCCCAAUUUUUGUCUCGUUGCGGUGAUCGGAGCUCGCGAGCGAUGUCUCAGGGACGAUUUCAAGCCUCUGCAGCUCCAAAAUCCUUGGAAAAAGGGCCGACUUUACGUAAGACAAAAACAAGACGUGUUGGCUGCCCUCGAACACAGCAGCAAACACACCGCUUAUUUGUAAAAAAAAAAAAAAUAACUAAAAAUCACUCGUCGAGCUUAUAGAUUAAUUUUUAUGUCUGUAGUUAAAUAUGAAGAUUUUGUAGAUUGCGAUGUCGAAAGGAGGAAAUAUUUUUUGAAAUAUAUUAAUGAAAAAAGCGUAAGCGUCUCCUCGAAA
Molecule: messenger RNA, 5450 nt
Organism: Venturia canescens
Lineage: Eukaryota; Metazoa; Arthropoda; Insecta; Hymenoptera; Ichneumonidae
Gene: wake
Product: wide awake
Exons: 10
Coding region: 912-5297 (1461 amino acids)
Biological process (GO): establishment of mitotic spindle orientation; signal transduction; regulation of establishment of bipolar cell polarity
Cellular component (GO): spindle
Molecular function (GO): protein binding
Source: RefSeq, a predicted model, not a curated record